Aureococcus anophagefferens is the source of this 417-nucleotide messenger RNA. RefSeq lists its product as hypothetical. NCBI's taxonomy places the organism in Eukaryota, Pelagophyceae, Pelagomonadales, Pelagomonadaceae. Gene Ontology annotation, biological process: dUMP biosynthetic process; dUTP catabolic process. The record is from RefSeq and is a predicted model, not a curated record. The transcript has a single exon. The annotation marks the transcript as partial. Gene Ontology annotation, molecular function: dUTP diphosphatase activity; magnesium ion binding.
CUCUUCGUCAAGAAGCUCAGCGACGCCGCGUCGCUGCCGAAGCGCGGCUCGGAGCUCGCCGCGGGCUGGGAUCUGGCCGCGAGCCAGCCCGUCGUCGUGCCCGCGCGCGGCAAGGCCAUCGUGCCGACGGACCUGGCCAUGGCGACGCCCGGCGACUGCUACGCGCGCAUCGCGCCGCGGUCCGGCCUCGCGGUCAAGAAGUUCGUCGACGUCGGCGCGGGCGUCGUCGACGCCGACUACCGCGGCGCCGUCGGCGUCGUGCUCUUCAACCACGGCGACGCGGACUUCGAGGUGAGCCCCGGCGACCGCGUCGCCCAGCUCAUCCUCGAGAAGGUCCACCUCGACGCCGAGGUCGAGGAGGUCGCGGAGCUGCCGGCGACGACCCGCGGCGCCGGCGGCUUCGGGUCCACGGGCGUC